AUGCUGCUCAGUGACGAGAAUGCAGCGAUGCUUGCGAAGUAUUACCGAACGGUCCAGCUCACCGGGGAGCAGAAGGACCUCCUUAUAGAGAAGUACUGGGAGGCCAACAAGGAGGAGCGGAGCGAGAUUGCACGUGCCUACUCCGCCCUCUUUGCAACCGAUGCGACAUUCGUGCAGCGACUGAUGGCGUACUAUGACACUCACGUUGCUCUUUUAAAUCGGGGGAAGGCAAACGGUCGCCACGACGGCGGCGGUGAUGAGGGGAGAGAGGAAGGGAACCUGCGCCUGACUCCUCCCCCCAUCGAGGACGACGAGCAGCAACCGCCUCAUCAUCAUCAUCAUCAUCACUCACACAGACGGCUAUCACGGGGCACCAAAUCAGGAGGCGCUGCACCCCUUUCGCACGCACAGUUGCUGCUUCGCACAGCAAUUCAGGAUCAGUACCCGAAACUCACAGGGGAUGGCCCGUUUCCGAUUUCUUUUGGAAUCGUGCAGACGGAGGAGGAACGCCGCGAGGCCGUUGGUUUGUAUUCAACGCAGUUUCAGUAUCCAGAUCCACCGGAGUUGCAGCGGUUGGUUAUUCUCCCACAAUCUCACUCGACGCGUACCCGACGACGUGCAAAGGGUGACUACACGUGGUAUAUUCGUUCGCAGACAUCCAAAGAGAUGGUCUGCGCGGCUACCAUAAAGGCCCAUCAUUAUGACACUCAGCGUUUUGUGGAGGUUCCGUUGUUUGCAACGGGUGUUGGGUACAAGAAAAUGGGGUUUGGACGUCUGUUGAAUGCUGCGCUUCUGGAGUGGUGUGUUGAAGCCGGGUUUGAGUUUGUGAUGAUUUCUGCCGAUGUGCAGGCCAUUCCAUUCUGGUCACACCUGGGGUAUGCAACGAUGUCAAAGAGUGAACUCACACGCAUUGCCUUUUAUUACGAGCACAACUGCUACAAGUUUAAGGGUGCGGAGGCAAUGAUCCGCUACUUAAAGGCACAGCCCCUGCACAGCGUGCAGGCCUCUCUGGAACGGAUGCCAAAGAUUGUUGUCAUGGGCCCCCUUAGUCUACCAAAUCCAUGA
Trypanosoma rangeli is the source of this 1065-nucleotide messenger RNA. RefSeq names its product transferase. Gene Ontology annotation, molecular function: acyltransferase activity, transferring groups other than amino-acyl groups. NCBI's taxonomy places the organism in Eukaryota, Euglenozoa, Kinetoplastea, Trypanosomatida, Trypanosomatidae. Bases 1 to 1065 code for a protein of 354 amino acids. The record is from RefSeq and is a predicted model, not a curated record. The transcript has a single exon.